UCCAGGGAUGACUUCCUCGCUGCAGCGGCCCUGGCGGGUGCCCUGGCUACCGUGGGCCAUCCUGCUGGUCAGCACUGCGGCCGCUUCCCAAAAUCAAGAACGGCUAUGUGCAUUUAAAGAUCCAUAUCAACAAGACCUUGGGAUAGGCGAGAGUCGAAUCUCUCAUGAAAAUGGGACAAUAUUAUGCUCAAAAGGUAGCACCUGCUAUGGCCUUUGGGAAAAAUCAAAAGGGGACAUAAAUCUUGUAAAACAAGGAUGUUGGUCUCACAUUGGAGAUCCUCAAGAGUGUCACUACGAAGAAUGUGUAGUAACUACCACCCCUCCCUCAAUUCAGAAUGGAACAUACCGUUUUUGCUGCUGUAGCACAGAUUUAUGUAAUGUCAACUUUACUGAGAAUUUUCCACCUCCUGACACAACACCAAUCAGUCCACCUCAUUCAUUUAACCGAGAUGAGACAAUAAUCAUUGCUUUGGCAUCUGUCUCUGUCUUAGCUGUUUUGAUAGUUGCCUUAUGCUUCGGAUACAGAAUGUUGACAGGAGACCGUAAACAAGGUCUUCAUAGUAUGAACAUGAUGGAGGCAGCAGCGUCAGAGCCCUCUCUUGAUCUAGAUAAUCUGAAACUGCUGGAGCUGAUUGGCCGGGGUCGAUAUGGAGCAGUAUAUAAAGGUUCCUUGGAUGAACGUCCGGUAGCUGUAAAAGUAUUUUCUUUUGCAAACCGUCAGAAUUUUAUCAACGAAAAAAACAUUUACAGAGUGCCUUUGAUGGAACAUGACAACAUUGCUCGCUUUAUAGUUGGAGAUGAGAGAGUCACUGCAGAUGGACGCAUGGAGUAUUUGCUUGUGAUGGAGUAUUAUCCCAAUGGAUCUCUUUGCAAGUAUUUGAGUCUCCAUACAAGUGACUGGGUAAGCUCUUGCCGUCUGGCUCAUUCUGUGACUAGAGGACUGGCUUAUCUUCACACAGAAUUACCACGAGGAGAUCAUUAUAAGCCUGCAAUUUCCCACCGAGAUUUAAACAGCAGAAAUGUCCUGGUGAAAAAUGAUGGAACCUGUGUUAUUAGUGACUUUGGGUUGUCCAUGAGGCUGACUGGAAAUAGACUGGUGCGCCCAGGGGAAGAAGAUAAUGCAGCCAUAAGUGAGGUUGGCACAAUUAGAUAUAUGGCACCAGAAGUGCUAGAAGGAGCUGUGAAUCUGAGGGACUGUGAAUCAGCUUUGAAACAAGUAGACAUGUAUGCUCUUGGAUUAAUCUAUUGGGAGAUAUUUAUGAGAUGUACAGACCUCUUCCCAGUGCCAAGGCUCAAACUCAGUGCCUUACACACACAAGGUGAAUCUGUACCAGAAUAUCAGAUGGCUUUUCAGACAGAAGUUGGAAAUCAUCCUACUUUUGAAGAUAUGCAGGUUCUUGUAUCUAGGGAAAAACAGAGACCCAAGUUCCCAGAAGCCUGGAAAGAAAAUAGCCUGGCGGUGAGGUCACUCAAGGAGACAAUCGAAGACUGUUGGGACCAGGAUGCAGAGGCUCGUCUUACUGCGCAGUGUGCUGAGGAAAGGAUGGCUGAACUUAUGAUGAUAUGGGAAAGAAACAAAUCUGUGAGCCCAACAGUCAAUCCCAUGACUACUGCUAUGCAGAAUGAGCGCAACCUGUCACAUAAUAGGCGUGUGCCAAAAAUUGGCCCUUAUCCAGAUUAUUCUUCUUCCUCAUACAUUGAAGAUUCUAUCCAUCACACUGACAGCAUUGUGAAGAAUAUUUCCUCUGAGCACUCAAUGUCCAGCACACCUUUGACUGUAGGGGAAAAGAACCGUAAUUCAAUAAAUUAUGAACGACAGCAAGCACAAGCUCGAAUCCCCAGCCCUGAAACGAGUGUCACCAGUCUGUCCACCAACACAACAACCACAAACACCACUGGUCUCACUCCAAGUACUGGUAUGACCACUAUAUCUGAGAUGCCAUACCCAGAUGAAACAAAUCUCCAUGCCAUAAAUGUUGCACAGUCAAUUGGGCCAACCCCUGUCUGCUUACAGCUGACAGAAGAAGACUUGGAGACUAACAAGCUAGACCCAAAAGAAGUUGAUAAGAACCUCAAGGAAAGCUCUGAUGAGAAUCUGAUGGAGCAUUCUCUUAAACAGUUCAGUGGGCCAGACCCACUGAGUAGUACCAGUUCUAGCUUGCUUUACCCACUCAUAAAGCUUGCAGUAGAAGUGACUGGUCAGCAGGACUACACCCAGGCUGCAAAUGGCCAAGCAUGUUUAAUUCCUGAUGUUCCACCCACUCAGAUCUACCCUCUCCCUAAACAACAAAACCUUCCUAAGAGACCUACUAGUUUGCCUUUGAACACCAAAAAUUCAACAAAGGAGCCCCGGCUAAAAUUUGGCAGCAAGCACAAAUCUAACUUGAAACAAGUAGAAACUGGAGUUGCCAAGAUGAAUACAAUCAAUGCAGCAGAACCUCAUGUGGUGACAGUCACCAUGAAUGGAGUAGCAGGUAGAAACCACAGUGUUAACUCCCAUGCUGCCACAACCCAGUAUGCCAAUGGGGCAGUUCCAUCAGGCCAGACAGCCAACAUGGUGACACAUAGGGCCCAAGAAAUGCUGCAGAAUCAAUUUAUUAGUGAGGAUACCCGGCUGAAUAUUAAUUCCAGUCCUGAUGAGCAUGAACCUUUGCUAAGACGAGACCAACAAGCUGGCCAUGAUGAAAGUGUUCUAGAUCGUCUUGUGGACAGGAGGGAACGGCCACUAGAAGGUGGCCGAACUAAUUCCAAUAACAACAACAGUAAUCCAUGUUCAGAACAAGAUGUUCUUACACAGGUUGUUUCAAGCACAGUAACAGAUCCAGGGCCAUCAAAGCCCAGAAGAGCACAGAGGCCCAAUUCUCUGGAUCUUUCAGCCACAAAUGUCCUAGAUGGCGGCAGUAUACAGAUAGGUGAGUCAACGCAAGAUGGCAAAUCAGGAUCAGGUGAAAAGAUCAAGAAGCGUGUGAAAACUCCCUAUUCUCUUAAGCGAUGGCGCCCUUCCACCUGGGUCAUCUCCACUGAACCACUGGACUGUGAGGUCAACAACAAUGGCAGUGAUAGGGCAGUUCAUUCCAAAUCCAGCACCGCCGUUUACCUUGCAGAAGGAGGCACUGCCACAACCAUGGUGUCUAAAGAUAUAGGAAUGAAUUGUCUGUGAAAUGUUUUCAAGGUUACGGAGUGAAAUUAUUUUUUGCAUCAUUUAAACAUGCAGAAGACACUUAAAAAAAAACUGCUUUAUCCUCCUGUCAGCACCCCUUCCCACUCCUGCAACAAGGACUUGCUUUAAAUAGAUUUCAGCUAUGCAGAAAAAUUAGCUUAUGCUUCCAUAUUUUUUAAUUUUGUUUUUUUAAGUUUUGCACUUUUGUUUAGUCUCGCUAAAGUUGUAUUUGUCUGUUAUGACCACAGAAUUAUAUGUGUGUGUAUCAAAAGUGGUCUCAAAAUAUUUUUUUAAGAAAAAAAAAGCAAAAACAUUGUAUUGCUGAUAAUCAGUUUGGACCAUUUUCUAAAGGUCAUUAAAACAGAAACAAAUUAAGACAGGUUUGCCUGCAGUGGUGUCUGGUAUCCAUGUUUUAUUUCUGGGCACAAGCUAGUUUAUAUGUUGAUAUGUUCUUAAACAUAUUAUCUGUUGGACAUUCUUUUCUCUUGUAUUUUGUUUGAAUGUGCAAUAGUCUGUAGACCACAAAUAAGCUUUCUUGUAAGCGCUCUUCCUAAUGGGGCACACAUUCUUCCAUAAUAUGAACAUUUUUCUCCCCUCAUUCUUCCAUAAUCUGAAAAGUUUUCUCCCCUAUCUCCCAUGCUUUUUGUAGGUCAGUUCUGUGACAGUGAAUUUUGCACAGAAGAAAGCAGCUACCUGAUUUCUUGCUUUCUCUCUCUUUUUGGAGAAUGCAGAAACAUUGUCUGAAAGGGCUCUGUAGAAGAAACUACCAAAACCCAUUUUGAAAUGCCAUAUUCUUUUAACCUUCCAAAUCUUAAACAUAUCCUUCUGGGCAUUUUAACAAGUAUAUUUGAUUCUGGUUUUGGAAGUUCAUAAAAGAGCAGAGAACAAAAUACAAGAAAUCAAAUAUUAGCUUUUUAACUUUUAAUUUUAUUUUUGUAUAUACAUGUUCCAUAUUCAUUUAUUUAAGAAAUACAUUUUUAUCAGAAAACAUUUAGAAUUAAACUUACAUGGAAUUUUAGUAAGUAGGUGGUUAAGACAUUAUAGUUUUAUAACCUUCAUUCUCUGAAUAGGCCAUCUUUGACUCAAAGAAAAUUACAUUUUUCUUUUAUUAUAACUUCAAAAAUAAUUCAUAGUUUUGAACCUGUAGUACUUUAUUGUGUUCCCAAGCAAAGCCUAGUGACUUUAUGUGAAAAUGAUUUCCUUUACCCAUGACCUAAAACACUGUGUAGAAAAAUCAUUCAACUGGCAUGCCAAAUCUCUAUGGCAGGAAGGAAUACUGCCAAACUUACCUUUCUUGAACAGGCUGAGAUUUACCCUCUCUCUCUUUGCAAAACUGUGUAUUUCAUCCGUAGUCCUCAUUUCAUAAUUUCUCCUGAUGCUAGUUUUUCACAUAAUCUCUGUUAUGUGAGCAGAAUUUAUUAUUUAUAUUGCAUUAGAAUACACCUUUUAGUGAUAGUAAACCCUUAAAAUAAUAUUGUUUUUAAAGCUUCCUUGCUUCUUUGAUUACUUAUAUUUUUUUUCUAAAAUAACAACCUCU
Urocitellus parryii (Arctic ground squirrel) is the source of this 4697-nucleotide messenger RNA. RefSeq names its product bone morphogenetic protein receptor type 2 (gene Bmpr2). Gene Ontology annotation, cellular component: signaling receptor complex; plasma membrane. Gene Ontology annotation, molecular function: transforming growth factor beta receptor activity; ATP binding. The record is from RefSeq and is a predicted model, not a curated record. Lineage: Eukaryota; Metazoa; Chordata; Mammalia; Rodentia; Sciuridae. Gene Ontology annotation, biological process: BMP signaling pathway; blood vessel development; cellular response to growth factor stimulus.